AUGGUCGACCCCAAAGUCACCGUCGACGGAGGAGAAGCUAAUUCGAAGAAGGACGCUGUUGGAAACGGAAACCGCCGUCGAUUGAGAAGUGCCGAUAUUGAAGAGGACGCACCGUCGACGUCGACGAAUCCGGUGAUGGAUUCGAGGGAAAGAACGGAAUCCACGAAAUGCAACGAAGGCACAGAAACGGGUGGGGAAGCACAUCUCGAAGGAAUACUCCCAUCAAGGGUUUUUGCAAUGGAUUGCUAUCCAGAACCAGCGAGGCUCAACAUAUAUUCGAAAGCAAGCGUCAUUGGGAGCGUGGCUGACGCACUGGCAGGAACAGAGGCCCUGGAAACGCUUCUCGGAUCCCAGUUUAGACAGCUGUUCAUGUUGCUCGUGGCCGGAUGUCCUAACUCAGGGAAACUCAUACACUCAAUACUCGCGAGGCAGUUGAUAACGAAGAAGAAAUACGAAUUGUGGGCAGUGUUUGGGGGAAAGCCUAUCAGGUUCUCAAUCCGGGAAUUCCAACGAGUGUCAGGGUUAAAAUGCUCCAAAAUACCUCAAGGACAUCCACUUGUUCCCGUAGUAUCGAAAGAACGGUCGAGAAAGUGGAAAGAGCUAUAUGGGGCCCAUUGUAAGCACAUGAGCGUUGAAGGUGCAUUGAAAUUGCUGGCAGACAAAGACCUCGACGAGUGUAAGCGAUUGCCGAUAGCACUGAUCAUUCUGAUUGACGGUGUCCUGGUUACGAACAAGACGCUGAAACUCACACCGGCGUACGUGGAUAAGCUUGAAGAUGUACAAGCUUUCCUUGAUUUUCCUUGGGGUAGGUUGUCAUUCAUCAGGACCUUACAUUGUUUCGGACCUGAACCGAUGUCCACGAAAACACCGAAUCCUAUAAAGAAGCUGAAGAAAAGGCUGACGCAGCAAACCUCAGCAUGCUACGGUUUUCCGUUAGCAUUGCAGCUGCUAGCUUUGGAGGCGAUCCCACUUCUACUUGAAAAAAUCCCAGACUCAAUGAAGACGGCGACAUUUUUAGAAGAACCAAGUUUCUGUGAAAGCGGAACCAUUCUGUUACAAGCUGUGAAAGCGGAACCAUUCUGUUACAAGCUGAGGACAUCUUAG
Messenger RNA from Microthlaspi erraticum, 1104 nucleotides. The record is from the annotation of a GenBank genome assembly. NCBI's taxonomy places the organism in Eukaryota, Viridiplantae, Streptophyta, Magnoliopsida, Brassicales, Brassicaceae.